Molecule: messenger RNA, 1133 nt
Organism: Aspergillus novofumigatus IBT 16806
Lineage: Eukaryota; Fungi; Ascomycota; Eurotiomycetes; Eurotiales; Aspergillaceae
Product: oxidoreductase, short-chain dehydrogenase/reductase family
Exons: 3
Coding region: 409-1059 (216 amino acids)
Source: RefSeq, a predicted model, not a curated record
AUUGAGAUAUCCUGGCAACUCGAUCAAAAUGCCAACCGGCGUGUCGUUCAGUCCCGAUAAAAUGCCAGACCUCUCGGGGAAGGUCAUCCUAGUAACUGGCGGUUAGAACCUGCAGGGUACUCCCUCAGCUGGCAAACACCCUAACAUAUACCAGGAACAGCCGGCCUCGGCGCCGCGACGGUGCUCCAUCUGACGAAACACUCGCAGCCGCCCGCACAUAUCUACAUCAGCGGACGAAACGCAAAGCGCGCCGACGACCUCAUCAAACAAGUAUCUGCCUACUCGGCAACAACACGCGUCUCGUUCCUCCCAUGCGACCUCGCGUCCCUCGCCUCCGUGGACGAAGCAGCAGAAACAAUCCUCAGCCAGGAAUCCCGUCUCGACAUCCUCAUGUGCAACGCAGGCAUCAUGGCGCAGCCUCCUUCACUCACAAAAGACGGCUACGAGGUGCAAUUCGGGACCAACCACUUGGGCCACGCACUGCUAAUCCGCAAGUGUCUCCCCCUGCUACAGCGGACAGCCGAGCAGCAGGAACAGUCGGACGCACGCAUCAUCCUCCUCACCUCGCUAGGCUUCCGAGGCCACCCCAGCGGCGGGAUCGUCUUCUCGGACCUGAAAACCGUCCAGCAUUUCCACGCCUUCGGCCUCGGCCCCUGGAUCCGCUACGGUCAGAGCAAGCUCGCUAAUAUCCUGUAUGCGCGCGAGCUGGCCCGGCGGUAUCCCGCCAUUACCUGUGUUUCUAUCCACCCUGGAGUGGUGAGCACGGGGCUGGUCGAGAAUCAGACCUGGGGGAAUCGUGCGUUUAUCUAUGUGACUACUAUUGGGAAGCUUUGGGCGGCGACGGUGCGGAAAGAGGAGUUGGUGAAUGGGGGGUUUUAUGAGCCGGUGGGGGUUCUGGGGAAGCUCUAUAGGGCUGCGGGUGAUGAUGCUUUGGCGGGGAGGUUGUGGGAGUGGACGGAGGGGCGUUGGGGAUUUUUCUGGAACAAGGAUGGAAUGGCGUUCUAUGCGCCAGUGUUUGGCCAUCAGUUCAAUGCAUGUAAGAAAGAGGUUUCAUGGUGAGGAGCACAGUGACGAGUAUUGCUAUAUAUAUUUCAUAACCAGGGGGAAAACCCCUCAGCAUGCUGUGAGGAGUC